Messenger RNA from Lineus longissimus, 2074 nucleotides. RefSeq lists its product as uncharacterized. The transcript is spliced from 4 exons. The record is from RefSeq and is a predicted model, not a curated record. NCBI's taxonomy places the organism in Eukaryota, Metazoa, Nemertea, Pilidiophora, Heteronemertea, Lineidae. The coding region runs from base 601 to 1371 and encodes 256 amino acids.
GCCCCAGAAAAAAUGGCCAUCCUCGACUUAAACGUUUUGUACUCUUUCGUUAAUUUGUUAUACCUUAUCAAAAAUCUUACAUUGGACAACAAGACACAAAGUUCGAGUGCUAAAUUCAUGAUAUUCAAUUGAGUCACGCUGAGUCAUAUGGCAUGAUGUCUUUCAUACUGAUUGUAAGGUUUGAACAACGCCGACCUAACCCAGAAAACUUGGAGUGUGUUUUGUUGACUAUGAACGCAUCAUGCAUGACAAGGCGAACAAGUGUCCACAAUAUUAACCGCCAUUCGUAGCCUGAAUGACUUCAAAGCAUACACAUGUAUAAAUACCUAUGCGAGAAUGUAGGUUCACUUUAUAAUAGUACAACACGUUUUUUCAACUUAAAGCCUAUAGGCCUUGGCGUCCAAAGCUGUUGAUUUAUAGUUUACCUACGGCGAAGAAGGGACUGUUCUUAAUUAGGCCUGUGUAUCGCACCUGUUAAGUCUGUGUAAGCCGAGGACGCGUCCAUGCAAGAUUUUCGAUAGGAAGUCUGUAAAGAAGAUGAGAGCGUCCCCUCCUGCUAAUUGACGCCGUAUUAUUGAUAGUCUUCUGUGAUACAGUACCAUGGAGUGGUUUUGGAUCUUCGCCUUCACGAUGGCGGCGGUUUGCUUAGUCGGCGGCCUGGUGUGGAGCAUCCUCUGGCGGAAGAGGGAAAACAGGGCCCUACUGGAAGCACUCAUUUUGCACGAGGAAGAUUUGGCGUCCCGGCGUGCCAGCCGACGACUGUCUGAAAUCAGUCAAGCGACCACACAAGAGGUCGGAGUAAGGCCUUCCGCCACCCCAUCCGCAUCGAGCUGUCAAUCACUCCCGAGCACAUCCAGUAAGGACAGACUGUAUCAGGCCAACAAUAAUGAGAUGGAGAUGGCAGUGAUGGCCACGCCCACUGUUGCAGAUGACAAUUCGGUUGACAAUGGUCGAGUCACGCCUUGCGACUCUGAUUGGCGGGCAAGUCCCCGCACUACUGAGAGUAAUACGGUCGAUACCGACUUCACCGGCAGUGUGAGCUCCCGUCCUACAUCUGCAUCGAGCGGAAAUACGUCAAACAAGGGGGAUGCAACGGAAAUUGACAACAACAACUGGGCCACGCCCGCUGUAACAUUCAGCGACGCCACCAAGCGGGGAAACUGGAAAGUAAAUCGGAAGUCGCGGCUGGAGGCAGACGACGAUUCGAAGGAUGCUAAGUAUAAACUGAUGCAGAAUGAAAAUUAUGAUGCUUCGAGGGUGUCAGGGACUGUAAGGUCGACAGAUCAGGAUCCUGAGAAGGGCCUGAUCUUGAAUCCCGCGCAGUCCUCCGACGAGUCAGAGGACGAAGUCUCCUUCUCAACUAAGAUGUAAUUGUUGUUCAUUGAUUUUUUCCGGCAGGUCGCCAUCUUGGUAGCCUCGUAGAACAUCUAAAACGUAUAGAACUGUAUCAGUUUCUACCAGGCUAUGUUGAAAACCAAGGUGGCGCCUGGUAUGGAUCAACGAAAUAGGAAUGACAUGCUGGAAUAUGAUGGUGUUCGAGAAAUUGUCUCAAAUCCUGGAUUUUCACAUUUAGAAAGUGAGACGUCUCAGGAACCCAUCGAAUAGUGUUAUAUUGUGGAUAAAAGGUAUCGAGCUUAGCAAUGUCUGCUUAGUUUUACCUUUUUUAGAGAAGGGUUGCGUCCUUAGAUGCCGCUGCAAGGGAAAUUAUAGUAUUUUUAACCCGGUAAAGGUCCCUAUCAAUGUGCUGUGUAGACGCGAUUUAGCCGGUUUCGGUUCGUCUGUUUCACAUAGGUCUAUUACAUGUAAAAUAGGCCUUUUGUACUGGCACCCUUCAAGCGGCUUAAUAGCAUCUACACAGUAUAUACGCGCCUCGGUAAAAGUUUCACUCCAAAGGCCAUUUUACGAGACGGACGAACGUCGCCAAAGAUAUCAAAGGCAUUGCAUCAGUAAGAGGAGCAGCAAUUCGGACUGAUGAAACAAACCCAUACCGCAUUUUUUCAAGAAGAAAAAAACAAAAACUUUUUAAUGUUUAUUCAAUCACUUAUAUGUAGUUUAUUUUCCUUGAAUAAUAAAA